AUGUUCAGUCGUUUCAUAAGUUGGUUAUCGGGACCAGCAGUUCCUGACCAACAACAACAACAACAACAACAACAACAACAACAACAACAACAACAACAGCCCACUGAUAGUACUUCGGUCGAGACAGCAGCAAACGAACAACAUGAGAAGUUUCCAUCAGUUGUACCACAGAGUAGGAAUGUCUUUGCAGAGACAACGCCUACCACUCCAUUGGUAGUUGUCGAGGAGAAGGAGUUGGAAUCAAAGACGAAAGAUGCUCCACAAUCUCAAUCACCAUCGUUGCAGAAACAAGAGUCGUUGACUGCACUUCCCACCGUACAGCUAUGGGAUGCAGACUCUGAUGGUGGCAGUGACAAAGAGGACUUCAUUUCAUUCUCCAACCAAUUCAAUACAGACAAGCCAAUGUCUGACCGUAAGGGUACAUUGAUACAGUACAACACAUACUCUGAGUUUGAGAAGAAACAAUCUGCUCCAGUUGAUUUUGAGGCACCCGUUGACUUGUUCAGUGAUGAAUCAAUCUUAAGCGACUUGCCUCUUCCCUCAAACUCAACUCUCCAACCAUCAGCCACAAAGAAGACAGCAUUGACAACAGCACAGUCCUCCUCAACACCCAAGGAGGCAAACCAACAACAACCUCCAAAGCUCACGAAAGAGAAGUCAUCAAUCUUUGGCAAAGAUUCAUCUGAUCUAUUUUCAUUUGACGCAAGCCAACAAUCCAACUCACAACCAGUUGACGAGUCUCUUCUUGGUGAGUUUGACGCCGACUCCUUCCUCAAGACCAACUUCCGUUUCCCUGGACAAAAGUCAUCGCCUUCACUCACAUCUGCAGUGCCAGAGAAGAAGAUCCAGCCCACUGUCUCUGAAGAUGCCAGGCCUUCUGAUCGAUCUGAGGGCACCGUCACUGCCGCCCCAGCCACUCCAAAGAAGAUAGUGGCCAAAGAGCUUGAGUCCUUGUUCUCUGAUGACCUCACCAUUGGCUUGGAGACUCUUAUUGAAACCAAGAUCAAGGAUACCGCUUCAUCUCUCACAGACUCUUUGUUUGAUAUGUCCACCCCAGUCCCUAAGCCCUCCAAACAGGCAACAAAGAAGAAGGCUGUUGGCUCGAUAUUCGAUGAUGAGCUCGAGGUAUCUGCAGCACUUUCAGAUAUCCUGUCCAAGGAAUCUUCGGACAAACAGGAGCAGCAGCAAAGGAUCGAGAAAAAGGAGACAGAGGCCAAGAAGAAACGUGAGGAUAUCGAUGAUCUGUUCAAGGUAGUCCCUACAUUGCCCACCGCAGUAGUCGUCAAGAAAGAUACGUCCACUGGUGUGAUCGACCUCGAUGACAUUGAGAGGAAGUUCUCCAAGAAGGCUCCUUCUAAGCCGAUUGAGGCCAGCGAUAUAUUCUCAUCUUGGGAACAGGAUAUCGUCUCCACCAACAAAAAAUCAGAAGCAGCAAAGAUGACCAAAGAACAAGAGGAGAGAGAGAAGAAGUUGCAAGUUGAGGCAGAGAAUGAGCAAAGGAGGUUGGCUGAUGAGGCAGAGAAACAAAGAGUAGAGACAGCUCGUUUGGAGCAAGAGCGCCAGACUAAGAUAGAGGAGGAGAAGCGAGAGCAGGAGGUCAAGGCCAAACAGCAAGAGGAGGAACGUAUGGCCAAGCUGGGGGAGGAGAAACUUCUGGCCAAGUUGGCCGAGCAGGAUAAGAUUGAGCAGCUACGUAUCGCCAAGAUGGAACAAGCAAAGCAGGAGGAGGAAAAACUUUUGGCAAAGUUGGAGCAAGAUCGAUUGCACAAACUUGAAGCAGAACUUCUGGCCAAGGUUGAAGAACAGGAGAGAUUGGCCAAGUUGGAAGAAGAGCGACUUGCCAAGAUUGAACAAGAGAGGUUGGCCAAACUGGAGACAGAUCGCCUUGCCAAGAUGGAGGCUGACAGACUUGCCCAGAUUGAACAAGAUAGAUUGGCCAAACUUGAGGAGGAGAGACUUGCCAAGAUUGAACAAGAUAGAUUGGCCAAGCUUGAAGAGGAGCGACUUGCACAGAUUGAACAAGAGAGAUUGGCAAGAUUGGAGAAUGAUCGUCUUGCCAAAAUGGAAGCUGAAAGACUUGCCCAGAUCGAACAAGAUAGAUUGGCCAAGCUGGAAGAGGAGCGCCUGGCAAAGGUUGAACAAGAGAGACUGGCAAGGCUGAAAGACGAACGCCUAGCUAAAGAUGAACAAGAGAGAUUGUCCAAACAUGAAGAGGAACGCCUUGCCAUUAUUGAACAAGAGAGAUUGGCAAAGUUGGAAGAGGAACGCCUAUCAAAGAUCGAGCAAGAGAGAUUGGCCAAACUUGAAGAGGAACGCCUGGCAAAGGUCGAGCAAGAGAGGUUGGCCAAGCUGGAGGAGGAGAGACUUGCCCAGAUUGAACAAGAAAGAUUGGCCAAACUUGAAGAUGAGAGACUUGCCAAGAUUGAACAAGAGAGGUUGGCCAAACUGGAGAAUGAUCGUCUUGCCAAGAUGGAAGCUGACAGACUUGCCCAGUUCGAACAAGAUAGAUUGGCCAAGUUGGAAGAGGAGCGCCUGGCAAAGGUUGAACACGAGAAGUUGGUCAAGUUGGAGGCUGACAGACUUGCCAUUAUUGAACAAGAGAGAUUGGCAAAGUUGGAAGAGGAACGCCUAGCAAAGAUCGAGCAAGAGAGGUUUGCCAAACUUGAAGAGGAGCGCCUGGAAAAGGUCGAGCAAGAGAGGUUGGCCAAGCUGGAAGAGGAGAGACUUGCCAAGAUUGAACAGGAUAGAUUAGCCACACAGGAAGAUGAGCGACUUGCCAAGAUUGAACAAGAGAGGUUGGCCAAACUGGAGACAGAUCGCCUUGCCAAGAUGGAGGCUGACAGACUUGCCCAGAUUGAACAAGAUAGAUUGGCCAAACUUGAAGAGGAGAGACUUGCCAAGAUUGAACAAGAUAGAUUGGCCAAGCUUGAAGAGGAACGCCUUGCCAAAGUGGAACAAGAUAGAUUGGCCAAGAUGGAGGUGGAACGCCUUGCCAAGUUGGAGGUGGUUAGACUUGCCCAGAUUGAGCAAGAAAGAUUGGCCAAGUUAGAAGUGGAGCGACUUGCCAAGAUUGAACAGGAUAGAUUGGCCAAACUUGAAGAAGACGCUCGUCUUACCAAGCUCGAACAAGACAAGUCGACCAAACUUGAGCAGGAGAAACCAACAACAGUUCCUCUUGCUACAAACAUCAUUGCAGAAGACAAGACUGAUCACGCCAAGCUGGUCCACCUUACAAUCGGCAGAACCAAGAUCAAGGGUAGAAACAAGCCAUCAAGGAGAGCUCUGGACAAGCUUACUGGCAAACGAGAGAAGGCUAACAUUCCAAAUCUCAAGGAGCUAGAGGCUCAGACAUUAACACAGUCCGACCAAAGCGCUGACUCCACGUCAGAGGCAACCGAAGCCCCUGUCGAGAGAAAGAUACCAAAGGGUGCUGUUGCUAUGCCAGGAAUGAUGCUUCCCAAGUUUGACCCAUCCACCUUCAAAGGCCUGAAGAAGGCAGCUGUACCAACAAACCAACAAUCCACACCAUCAUCGACCACCACAUCGACAGUCAAUGCCAACCCAAUCCAAUUUCAAUUGAAGUCUGUUGGAGGCAACACAACACCACAACAACAACAACUACCAUCAUCGACACCCCAGUCACCUCAGUUCAACAAACCCUCGGGCCUGAACAGAACAUCAUCCUUUGGAGGAACACAGCCAUCACUCUCUAGGACAUCGUCAUUCGGAGGAUCCACAACGAAAGCACCGUCAUCCCCAAGCAAUGACGGACAGAAGGCACUUGAUGUGUUGUUGCAGUGGGUCAAGCUGAACACCAUUGGUUAUGACGGAGUCAAUGUUGUAAACUUCACCACAUCGUUCACUGAUGGACUUGCCUACUGUGCCCUACUGCAUCACUUCUCACCAAAGUCUUUGGACUUUUCCAAGAUGUCCUCUGCAAACCGAUUGGAGAACAUGAAGACAGCGUUUGACCUUGCUGAGAAGGAUCUCGAUGUCCCUGCAUUGAUGGAUGCAAACGAUUUGAUGGACCUGCCAUAUCCCGAGAGAUUGUCCAACAUCACCUAUCUUUCAGAGUUCUACAAGGCCAUGAAGAGAAAGGGUCUCUAA
This is a messenger RNA of Acytostelium subglobosum LB1, 4107 nucleotides long. RefSeq lists its product as hypothetical. The transcript has 3 exons. The record is from RefSeq and is a predicted model, not a curated record. The coding region runs from base 1 to 4107 and encodes 1368 amino acids. Gene Ontology annotation, molecular function: protein binding. Lineage: Eukaryota; Evosea; Eumycetozoa; Acytosteliales; Acytosteliaceae.